AUGAAAGACGAUGAAUUUCCUGAUGAAAGUCAGAACAUCUGCCCAGAGUUCUCAGACUCCUUUCAAGAGGAAAAGCUGCUUCCAUUACAUAUGCAUCCAGAUUUUCGAUCAAGAGAGGUACACGAAGCUUCCAUGAUACAAUCGAAAGCAGAUCCGAGUUUAGGUUUCAGCCAACGAAACAGCAUCCGGAAAAGGGAGAGAAAGCCUUCCUACUUCGAUGUUGACUUGUUUAAAACUCAGUUAAAAAGCACGAUUUCUCAAUCUUCACGACAUAAAGGAAUGAAUUCUACGAAACGGGCAAUUACUGAACUGAACGAAUUUGAAAAAAAGGACGCCAUAACAAGCAGGAAGCGAAGACGCUUUGAUAUGGAAAAAAUCCUUCAAAGCUAUCAAACCGAGACGUCUACGGGAAGGGCCAAGAAGAAAUCAUGA
Schizosaccharomyces osmophilus is the source of this 432-nucleotide messenger RNA. RefSeq lists its product as uncharacterized. The record is from RefSeq and is a predicted model, not a curated record. The coding region runs from base 1 to 432 and encodes 143 amino acids. The transcript has a single exon. NCBI's taxonomy places the organism in Eukaryota, Fungi, Ascomycota, Schizosaccharomycetes, Schizosaccharomycetales, Schizosaccharomycetaceae.